AAAGAUAUGGAAAGAAGGUCAUGCUGCAGUGGAUUUAUUUACCUUGACAUUACUGAAGAUGUGGCUGUUUUCCUGCCUGCAUACAAGUUGAAUGGCUUAUGCUUGAAACGCAAGAAGAUGGAAGUCAAGACUGGUAAGGUUAAAAGGGAGAAACCUACCAUGACGAAAAAGAAGAACAAACAGGAAGAUGAAAUCAACGUGCCAUCCAACAUCCAUUGCCACCGAGACACUGAAGAGACGCCCGAACAAGAUGACAACGCCGCAAAUGAAGAUCAAGUCAAUGUGCCAUCCCACUUCUUUUUCCAACGAGACACUGACGAGACGCCCCAACAAGAUGUAGACACUUCACAGCUUCUUCUUAUUCUUUCAAAUGACGUUGAACUUAACCCUGGACCGAUAUUCCAGACAAUACCGGUCCCUGUGGAAGCGGUUGGCUCAAGCGAGAAGAUGACGAUAAUUACAGUGAAAAUGGACUGACCAUACACGAAAGACAAAGGACAUUAAAUAUUUACACAAAUUUUGCACCUGUAAAAUGUGACAUUCAUAUACGUGAAUGCUAUAAUUCAAUUAGUAAGCCAUGCAGAAUUCUUUGGGAUGAAGGGGACUUAGAUUGUUUACAUGUAUUAAGUAGGGAUACAGCAGCAGGAGAUGAAAUAGCGUGGGAAUUUGUAUCUAUGGUUAUGAAUUCUAGUUGCACUUUUUCCUCUUACUGCCAGUUUAAAAAUGAGAUGUAUAAAACUCGCCACAAUAAGGCUAGGUUUAUGGAUCAAACAGUUUUUUUUAAUUUUUGGUUCAGUUGGGCUUCAAACAUGAAAAUAGAUUUCCAUAUACCCUGUGGUGUAUGUGGUUAUGGUCCUAAGAGAUUGUGCUGUGAUGGUACAAAAGUAGGGGUUGGAUUUCGGAAUUCAAAUUAUGAGGAAAUUACAGAAAAAAACCAUGCUUUGGGCAUUAAUAAUACGCUGCAUCGUAGAAUGGAUAGAUGUUUUUUUGAAAAUUUGAAUGGAAUUGACAAACAAGAAAUGAUUAACCUUCGAACUUCUUUAGAUUACAUUGCUCGGAAAGAACUGAAUGAAAUUAAAGAGAAUGAAAUUAUUCCAGAGAGGGAUUUAUUGGACCGUAUCGAGUUGUUAAAACAAGCACUGCCCUCUGAAGUUUUGGGUUCCUUCGAAAGAUUUUAUCAAAUGAGUGAUAAUGAACGAGUUGCAUAUUCAAAUGUUUUAAAAAUGCUAGCCACAACAGCGUCCAUUACAAGCCUUAUACCCCCUGCAUAUUGUUACAAAAUUCAACUAUUAUUAAAUAGCCCCAAUAUUGAAAAUGAUCGAUUUAAUAGUAUUGUUAAUGAAACUCGUUCGUUUGCACCUGAACUAAGAGAUUUAAUUUGCGAGUCUUUAAUAAGCAACAAUGAAAUAUUGCCUGAUGACAUUAGAUUAUUUUUGCAAUAUCUAAUUAAUGAAUCAAUGUCAUUGCAAGUUACUGAACCAGAACCACCUGUACCUCAACUGGGCACAUACAAUCCUGAAAAGUUUGGAAGGGCCUAUUAUUUUAAUGAAUCUGGGUUAAAGUUAAGAAGUGUAAGAAAGUUUUCCAUUGACAAUGAUAGCUGUGUUAAAAGAAAUAUAGACCAUGACGAUACGACUUUAGAAUUUGAAAAAUGUCAAAAGCUUUAUUCUAAAGUUGAAACUUCUGCUCGAGGAACAUCAACAUUAUUUCUUUGGUUCUGUGCAGACCAUGGACAUUGCUAUGGUUUCCACAUGACUGGGGCAGAAGGAAGAAAAGAUCCCGCAUUAUCACUCUAUAGCUAUUUAGAAACCCUUCCACAAGACGUGUUUUAUGACUUUGCAUGUAAUUUACAAGAAUAUUGCCUAAACAGAGAAAGUGGAUACUAUAAAAAUGAACAUUUUUUUCGUGACAUUUUCCAUGGCUACUCCCACAAAUGUUCUAGUGCUUUUACAGCUAGCAGACUUCAAGGCUUUGAAUCUGUAAAUUCUGAAAUAUGUGAACAAUUUAACAGCUUUAUACAAUGCAUUAAAAGGUCGGCCCGUCAGAUGUCACAGUCACACUUUUGCUUUUACCUACAAUUCUUUUUAAAUAACUGAAUGGAAUAAGAAGAAAAAAUUAUCAUAUGAAAAAAGAUAAGAAUUGCUUUAGCUGGGUUAGUUUAAUGUGAUACUUAAAUGAUCUAUAAUUUUAAGUUCAUCUGAACUUUGAAUACUUACUGUUGCAUCUUUUGAUGCUUUUUUCUAUUUAAAGACUGAGCGAGUAAACACAUACUAUGUAUUAUUAUGCAAUAAUUGUUUUGUGUUUAUAUCUCAACUGAGCAUAAAGUGCUCAGGGUGAGCUAUUGUGAAUGGUCUUGGUCCGUCAUGGGUCAACAUUUUCUACUUAAACAACAUCUAACCUCUGUGCCAAUCUUAAUGAAACAUGGCACGAGUUUUCUUGCAUGAACCUCUUUCAAAGUUGUUAAAUGAAAUGCAUUCCAUGCAUAAAUCUGGUUGCAAUGGCAACCAAAAGGAAAGCUUAUAUAUUUGGCAUAAAACAUCGUCUGGUUGACCUCCUUCGUGAAUUUCAAAAUAUGCUAUACCCAACUCACAGGCAAAUUUGUCCUUAUUUGCUCAUAGUGAACACCUCUUAAAUGGCCAGGAAGAGAGUUCAAGUUUAUAGACAAGAACAACAGUCAGAUGAGCGAUAUAGUGUCAUCAUGGCACCUUUAUAGCUGAAUCAUUUAUGAAAAAUUGUCAAUGAUAUGUUCUGUGACUUGAUUUGCAGUAUUCAUUUCGCUGUCUUCAUGCACCUUACAAAAGCCAUUUUAUUAUCAGUGUUCCUGAUUCUGUUGUAGCAUUUAUUCUUGCAAUUCGUUAUUUUUCAUAUUUUUCCUAAUUGUUAUGCUCCCGAAAUACAAUUUCGCCGGAGCAUAUAGUUUCCAGUUUGUCCUUCCUCACUAGUUUCCCAUAGCACCUUCAAUUCUUUACCGAUCUCUUUCAUAUUUGGCAUGUAGGUACCUUGCAUGGACCUUAACCUUUUGAUGAGGUCACUGGGGUCAAGGUCACCAAGGCUAAUAAUAGAUUUUUCCGUCACACUUUUGUCACAGUUUCUCAUAGCACAUUCAAUACUUUAACGAUCUCUUUCAUAUUUGGCAUGUAGGUACCUUGCAUGACCUCUUCCUUUUGAUGAGGUUUGAGGUCACUGGGGUCAAUGUCACCGAGGCUAAUAAUAGAAUUUUUUAAGGUGGUUAUUAACACAUAGAUUGACAUAGCGCAUCAUCGGGGAGCAUCCAUCAGUUUCACUGAUAUUCUUGUUGUAUGUUAUAUACGUGAUCAUAGAUACUGUAAUUUUUGUCUUAUGCGACAGGUUUAUCAUGUAGAAGAUGAGUAC
Dreissena polymorpha is the source of this 3372-nucleotide messenger RNA. RefSeq lists its product as uncharacterized. Lineage: Eukaryota; Metazoa; Mollusca; Bivalvia; Myida; Dreissenidae. The record is from RefSeq and is a predicted model, not a curated record. The transcript has 5 exons. Bases 675 to 2096 code for a protein of 473 amino acids.